Molecule: messenger RNA, 3553 nt
Organism: Strongylocentrotus purpuratus (purple sea urchin)
Lineage: Eukaryota; Metazoa; Echinodermata; Echinoidea; Camarodonta; Strongylocentrotidae
Product: sushi, von Willebrand factor type A, EGF and pentraxin domain-containing protein 1-like
Exons: 16
Coding region: 1-2814 (937 amino acids)
Source: RefSeq, a predicted model, not a curated record
AUGGCAAUACUGCAUCGUUCCAUUCCUUGCAGUGCCCCAUACAUUCCCGCACACGCACAUGUUACAAAUCCUCGUCUCAACUACAACUUUGGGGCCAAAAUUACUGUGACGUGCAAUGCCAGUUCGGAUACCUUCAACCUUCAGUGUCAUAACAAAGGACUUUGGAGUGGACCUAUUGUAUCCUGCCCUGAAUCGACGGCUCUUCCGACGAACUGUAAUGCUCCUUCAGUCCCGAGAUACUCAACGCUCGAAACCCUCAGUCCGAAUUAUAACCUUGGAGACAGUGUGACAUUCCGAUGUGACAAUACCAGCAUUCAACCGUUUAGUCUUCUGUGUGAAACCACUGGGCUAUGGAGUGGACCAAUGCAGUCGUGCCCGCCACCCGUCUCAGCCCCUACACGAUGCACUAGUCCAUAUAUCCCAAAGUAUGCAUCAGCUGAAAACAUACGUUUGGUUUACAGCAUCGAUGAGAGUGUAACAAUCACCUGUGACAGCAAUACAGACAGGUCGUUUACACUUCAGUGCAAAUCAGAUGGGUUUUGGACGGGUGGUGUCCAGUCUUGCCCACCGCCGUUAGAAGCUCCGGAUAAGUGCAGUGCCCCUUACGUUCCAAGAUAUGCAUCGAUUCAAGGCCUGCAACUGAAUUAUGACUAUGAUGACAGUAUUAUUGUAACAUGUGACAGCAGCACUGCUCAGUUUAACCUUCGGUGUGACACGAAAGGUCAAUGGAGUGGCCAGGAGGUUUCUUGUCCUGCACCUACCCCAGUUCCGGAGAAGUGCAGUGCCCCUUAUGUUCCAAGUUAUGCAACUAUUCAAAACCUGCAACUGAAUUAUGACUAUGGUGACAGUAUUACUGUGGCAUGUGACAAUAGCAGUGCUCAGUUUAACCUUCGGUGUGACACGAAAGGUCGAUGGAGUGGACAGGAAGUUUCUUGUCCCGUACCUACCCAAGCCCCUACACGAUGCACUAGUCCAUAUAUCCCAAAGUAUGCAUCAGCUGUAAACGUUCGUUUGGUCUACAGCAUCGAUGAGAGGGUAACAGUCACCUGUGACAGCAAUACAGACAGGUCGUUUACCCUUCAGUGCAACUCAGAUGGGUUUUGGACGGGAACUGUCCUUUCUUGCUCACAGCCGAUAGAAGUUCCGGAAAAGUGCAGUGCCCCUUACGUUCCAAGAUAUGCAACUAUUAAAAACCUGCAACUGAAUUAUGAGUAUGGUGACAGCAUUACUGUGGCAUGUGACAAUAGCAGUGCUCGGUUUAACCUUCAGUGUGACACGAAAGGUCGAUGGACUGGUCAGGAAGUUUCUUGUCCCGUACCUACCCCAGCCCCUAUACGAUGCACUAGUCCAUACAUCCCAAAGUAUGCAUCAGCUGUAAACGUUCGUUUGGUCUACAGCAUCGGUGAGAGUGUAACAAUCACCUGUGACAGCAAUACAGACAGGUCGUUUACUCUUCAGUGCAACUCAGAUGGGUUUUGGGCGGGUAGUGUCCUUUCUUGCACACAGCCGAUCGAAGCUCCGGAGAAGUGCAGUGCCCCUUACGUUUCACGAUAUGCAACCAUUCAAAACCUGCAACUGAAUUAUGACUACGGUGUCAGUAUUACUGUUGCAUGUGACAGCAGCAAUGCUCAGUUUACCCUUCAGUGUCGCACGAAUGGUCAAUGGACAGGUCAGGUGGUGUCCUGUCCUAGACCUCCACAAUCUCCAUCUCAAUGCAGUGCUCCUGUUAUUCCCAGACAUUCUACCAUUGCAUUCUACCGAAUAACCUACAACUCAGGUGAUGACGUGAUUGUAACUUGUGAUGCAAGCAACGAUCGUUUUACCCUUCAUUGUAACAACAGUGGAACGUGGAGUGGACCAGAAAUGUCUUGUCGAGAACCAGCCAAACCUCCACCACUUUGCAGUGCACCUCAUAUUCCGAGAUAUUCCGAGAUUGAGAGUUAUCAAUUGAACUAUAAUUACGAUGACAGAGUGACAGUGACAUGUGACACGAACAGUGAUCAGUUCACUUUACGGUGUCAGGCAAGUGGAUUAUGGGAUGGCCCUGAUAUAUCCUGUGCAGCACCGACAUUGCCGAUAAUACCAGGUCCAUUUCCUCCAUCGCAUGCCUCCUGCAGUGCACCAGCAGUGCCUAUUGAUUCAACCAUUCAGAAUCUUCGUCUCUCAUACAAAAACGGUGACAGGAUGAACGUGACAUGUAACGUUGGUUCUGAUUGGUUCGACGUGUCAUGUGACGAUGGAAUAUGGAUAGGCCAAAACAUAGUUUGCCCUGACCCUCCCAAAGAAUGCAAUCCACCAAUCAUCCCCGUCGUCUCAUUCGUUGAAAAUGUUAAGCCUCGCUACAAGAUUGGUGACCAAGUCAACAUCACAUGUAACGACGACUCUGAUUGGUUCGCUUGGGAAUGUCACACAGAUGGCUUGUGGCGAGGGAAUUCUGUCCAGUGCUCUACUGAUUGUCCACCAACCGGAGGAGGAAAACCUACAUUUCCAGAGCGCAUUGCAUAUUCUAGUAGUGAGCAAAAGGGAAGGGAUUACUUUAUCACCGGUCUUCUGGUUACAGCUGUCAUCUUAUUCAUCCUUGUUUUGAUGUGUAUGGCUGCGUUUGUUAUCUUCAUGAGAAACCGUGGCUAUGAUUUAGCAACAUCAUCGAAAGACACACUUCAAGAUGAGAAGGGAUCCAGAGGACCUCUUCCUGACGUCCCUGACGGUUAUGCCAAGUACAUUGGAGGUGACCAGUCACUCUAUGUCGAACCAUAUCUCAAAGAAAAUGGAGAUCCCAUUCGAAGCUAUGAAGUCUACGAAAAACCAAUUUGAAUAAAUUACUACCAGUUUUAGAUUCGGUGUGCACUUUAUUUAGGAAAACUCCACUCUCUUUUAUUGACCUUCUUUUAUACUUAUGCUGUUGUUCUAUGGUGUUGUUUAGUUGUUAUAAAUUUUGAUUAAUAUUUCCCUCAAAUGUUAGAAGUUAUUUCACGCAGUCAUUCCCCAUUCCUUACUUAUUUACAUGUACAUUCAAUAUAUGAAAAUGGCAUACCAUUUAUCCCCUCUUCUUUUUUAUAAUGCAUUCGUUGUUGUCUUGGAUCCACAACUGAAUCCACUGAAUAUCUUGUUAUGUUGCACUCAAUAAAAGUUAUAAACGUAUAUGUUGAUUUAUGUCAUGAUUGUUCAAGUAAGAAUAUGAAGAAGACCGCUAUCGCUCUUGUAUCCUAUUUGUAUUAUUGAGAUAAUUUUAAGAUGAGGUUAAACCAUUUUUGCUCUCUGUAUAGUAGAUAGGAGAUGUAUACAUCAAGAUAAAGAACGUAUUUCCUCAUAAUGAUAAUUUAUUUUCUUUCUAAAAACAUGUCCAGGUUAAUAUAAAGUUGUACAAUAUUUAGUUAAUUGAUGGAUUUAAUAUCAAGGAAUCCAUCAAUACCAAAUGAGAUUGCCUUAAUGAAAAACAAAACAAAACAAUUGGUCAACUUCCAAUCCAUUUCACAGAAAUUCCUUUGGCUAGGCAUAUGUGUAUUUUUCACUAAAAAGAAACGACUAAAUUUAUUUUUUGCACCCCUUGAAA